AUGUCUAGAAACUAUUUUAAGUAAAAAGUAUUAUUGACAUUUGGAUACAAUGGAGCAAAUUAUCAUGGAUUAUAAAUCUAAAAAGGAGUAGAUUUUGAUACAGUGGAAUCAAAGCUUUUUGAAGCAUUAAAAGUGUCUGUAAUGUUCAAAUUAAUGAAUAGAACUUAAUAAUGGAAUAGAAUGGAAAUGAUUUAUCAAAAUCAGGAUGGAGUAGAGGAGCAAGAACAGAUAAAGGAGUUCAUGCUUUAUGUAAUUCAAUUGCAGUGAAAUUGUGCAUAAAUAAAGAAUUCUUUAAGGAUGAUGUAUAAUAAAAUGAGGAGGAAAUUGUAUCAAAGUAGAAGGAUAAAGCAAAGGUAGAUUAUGGUAAAGUAUUAAAUGUAAUAAAUUCCAAUUUGCCUAAUGAUAUUAAAGUUCAUUCAAUAAAAUUAGUAACUUAGGGAUUUGAUGUUAGAAAAAAUGCUAGAUAUCGAUUUUAUGAAUAUAUAGCUCCAGUUUCACUUUAUUCUGAGAAAAAAGGAGAAGAGAUUUUGGAGAAAGUCAAUAAUUUAGUUAAAAAAUUUGUAGGCACACACAAUUUCCAUAAUUAUAGCAGAGGUAUGAAAUACACUGAUCCAUAAUCAAUGAGAUAUAUAUUAUCUAUAUCAGUUGAAUUAUUCAAAUAUGAAGAGAAAGAGUUCUUUAAAUUUUUGAUUCAUGGAUAAAGUUUUAUUUAUCAUUAGAUAAGAAAGAUGAUGGGAAUUGUUAUUUAAAUUUUUUAGGAGGAAUUACCUGAUACUUUUAUUGAUAAUACAUUUUUCAAAAAUUAAUUAAGAAUAAUUUUGGCACCUGCUGAAGGAUUGUUUCUUAAUCGUAUAAGUUUUGAAGGAUAUAAUACAAAAUUUGAUAUACCUUAAAGAUUGGAAAUUGAAGAGGAAGAUUAAAUUAAGAUUCACUAAUUUCGACCAAGUAUAUAUAUAUAUAUAUUUUAGCAAUUGUGAAUUUUAUUUGUGAGUAGGAAAUUAAAAAUUAAACGUUUUCUAAUUGGUUGAAGAUUUUAAAGGAAAAGAAUUUCAAUAUUGAAGAGGAAGAAGAUAAUAAUAAAGUUGAGAAUGAUGAUUGA
Molecule: messenger RNA, 1099 nt
Organism: Paramecium pentaurelia
Lineage: Eukaryota; Ciliophora; Oligohymenophorea; Peniculida; Parameciidae
Source: the annotation of a GenBank genome assembly